AUGGAUUAUGACGGGUUUUUUAAAAGGAGUAAAAAAGGAGAUCUAACAACGAAACCGCUGGCCACAGACUGUCUGAGAUUAAGAUUCAGAUCAAAGGUGAUCUACAUGUUGUGUAAAAAAGAAAACGAGUACACUUACUAUAAGGACAUUUGGAAGGUGAUGUUAAAAGUAUGCAGUAUGCUGGAAAUUGCAAUGCAACACUUCGAAAACAACAAAAUUCUUGUUUGGAUCCGAGAAAUCAAAGUUGCUGCUGUUUUGGACCGCAAUACGGAUGUAUUUUCAUUUGCACAUUGGAUGGGGGAAAGUAAGACUAAACAUUACAACAUGGAAUUUAUUUUGAAGUCAAUGCGAACACUCAGCGAUCGUGAGGUUGAAAUACUUCUAACAGUGGAUUCGAACAAUUUUUAUGAAAUAUAA
Caenorhabditis remanei is the source of this 417-nucleotide messenger RNA. RefSeq lists its product as uncharacterized. The transcript is spliced from 6 exons. The coding region runs from base 1 to 417 and encodes 138 amino acids. The record is from RefSeq and is a predicted model, not a curated record. Lineage: Eukaryota; Metazoa; Nematoda; Chromadorea; Rhabditida; Rhabditidae.